UUCAUUGAAAAUUUGUAGUGCUUAUUUUGAGGAUUGGCAAAGCGAAAUUCUGAUCAGCAGUUUUGGAUUUGAUGAAGAUUUUUGUGUUCUUUUCGAUUUAUGAGUGUAAUUUGAGGAAUUGGGCCUACAAAGUUUGGACUGUUUUGUUUUUUUGUUGAAGAGAAAAAUGUUUUCGAAAAUGUAGGGGUGAAAUUUAGCCUGGAUUUUCUUUUCCUGUUUUUUCUGGGCUGGAGAAAACCCUGUGGUCGAAAUUAUUGGGUGCAUUUGUGGAAAAUUGGCGUUUCGGUGUCCGAAGACUGGAUUUUGUUUUUUGUUUGUGUUAAAUUCUGGUGCAGACAGCUUGUUUGGUCUACAAAUUUGAGUUUUAUGCUUUGUUUAGUGGAUUUAUGGGCUUGAAGAUAAGGGUUUGGAUUAUUGGCUAAUCUGGUAGGUUUAUAAAAAAAUUAAUUGUGUUUCAAUUUUCCAGAAACUCUUUUUAGAUCCAUUUUAUAUUCGUUUACUGCAAUUAAUAAUAUCAAGAUAAGGAGCAGGGAUACAAAGAAGUCGCUCUCUGUAAAGAGGCCAGAAGCCCGUGCCUUAAGAUUGCAAUUUGUAUUUUUACAGCUUGCAGAUUUCUGGAUUAAAUGUGGGAGGAGAAGGCUAAAAUCUUUUCAGUGGAUCUUGCGUGGAGAAGGAUUUGUCAAGGAUGGGAGGCUGCUCACCUUUUGUCAUUGAGGCGGAUGAGGUUGAGCGCCAGUGCAAUGAAUUGGGUUUCUCAGUCACCCAAUACAUGACUACGUUAGUGAAGCCUACUCAAGUUCUGGCUAGAGUUCCCAUCUCCAAUUUUCGUGUUGGAGCUGUUGGCCUUGGAGUUAGCGGACGCAUCUUCAUGGGAGUCAAUCUGGAGUUUGUAGGUCUUCCUCUGAAUCAUUCUGUUCAUGCAGAACAGUGCCUGGUAGCCAAUGCAGCACAACACGGAGAGCGCCAGCUUAGGUUUAUUGCAGUAUCUGCAGCCCCCUGUGGCCAUUGCAGACAGUUUCUGCAAGAAUUAUAUGGGGCCCCUGAGAUUAACAUCUUGAUUGCUGAUGAACGUGCUGAAACCCAGUCUCUGUUACAUUUUCUUCCGCACAGAUUUGGUCCAGAUGAUUUGGAGGAGGGCACUCCUCUUGUUUUCCAGCCUCACUUCCAUAGCUUAUAUUUUGGGUCUCUCCAUUCUCCGAAAGUGGAUCCUGCCUUGAGCAUAUGUAAAGUUGGAGAAAAUCAAGAGAAUGGCAGUAUUAAUGGCUUUUCAGCCUCUGAAGAUCUGUAUGAACUCAGAUUGGCUGCUCUGCAAGCUGCAAACUCAUCACAUGCUCCAUAUAGCCACUGCCCUUCUGGAGUUGCUUUGAGGACUGUGAAAGGAAAUAUCUUCAAAGGUUCCUACACAGAAUCUGCUGCAUUCAAUCCCAGCCUUUCACCUCUGCAGGCAGCAAUCAUUGCAUUUACUUGUCAAGAUGGAGGGAACUAUGAAGAUAUAGUCCAGGCAGUUCUUGUGGAGAAGGAGGAAGCCCUUGUUCAGCAGGGUGAUACCAUUAAACUUGCCCUGCAGAAAAUAAUCCCCAAAUGCUCCUUUCAUCUUUUCAAUUGUAUUGUAAAAUGAUCUAACUGGUCCUAAGAGUCAUUUUCCUUGCUUUGAUAUCUCAUCAUCAUAAUAUUAAGCAUGGCAAAUCCAUUGCAACGCCAUCUUAAUUUCCUGAGCCACUUCUGCUAAACUCUGUAAUUGAUGGCAAACAUCUUUCAUUAGUGCCAACGUGUAUAUACUUCUGUUUUUUGUAUUGAAAUAACAGUGUUUAUUCAUGGAAUGAAUAAACCCAAGCACACAAUUUGAUUUAUAGAAUCAUAUCUUUCUAAUCCA
This is a messenger RNA of Cryptomeria japonica (Japanese cedar), 1873 nucleotides long. Its product is annotated as cytidine deaminase 1. The transcript has 3 exons. Gene Ontology annotation, cellular component: cytosol. NCBI's taxonomy places the organism in Eukaryota, Viridiplantae, Streptophyta, Pinopsida, Cupressales, Cupressaceae. The record is from RefSeq and is a predicted model, not a curated record. The coding region runs from base 686 to 1618 and encodes 310 amino acids. Gene Ontology annotation, molecular function: zinc ion binding; cytidine deaminase activity.